GUGAGAGGGAGAGGUUUUCUGUUUCCUGCUGCCACUAGCCGAAACUGAGUAGCGACUAUCCUGUUUGGGGAUUGCUGUCAGUGAGUUUUAUGUAAGCCCUUAGAUCUUAAAGAGUCUAUAUAAGACGACGCUCUCUCUCAGACAAUUCCUCAGUCAAAAUGCGUGCCUUUUGGUUGAUGGUGUUACACGGUGUGUGUCUGAACGUACUGCACGUACGGAGUAAUGUUAUUCUGGACAGUUGCGGUAGUGCCGCGAACAGUGACGAUUCAAACAGCGGCUCCGCUAUUCGACUACCUCCCGUGGUAACGAGUGGUAUACAUUUCUUUUGCAACGAUACCGCCGAUUCCCCGAAACAUGCAUUUCAACAAAAAAUCAACCGAAGCGAAGACGAAGAUAACUAUUCACUGCGAGAUCACGUUGUGCCUGAAAUGCGAGUUGAACUGUUUAAUGAAACGCCGCGACCCAGUGCCCCUGUAAAUUGGAUUACCCAGGUGGUCUCGACGUUAGUGCCGCUUCCAAAUGGCCUUGGAACCGCUUGUCGAAGAGACACGGAGAUUUAUCUAAGGGAAUUGAAUAAUUACACCGACUGGGCCGUUCGCAUGAUGGAUGCCAGCGCAAAGUUUCCCCACGGUGUUCUGAUGGGAAACAUACGAAGCCUGGGAGACUUCGACGAGUGUCUUUGGAUAGAAACGGCUCAAGAUAUUGAACCGCAAUACUGUCUCACCUCGAUCUAUAAUAUGGAUGUGAAAGACACCCAUCCCGCGUACGAAGCGCUCCAAAAUUAUGUUAGAGUCAUGACGUACGGUAGAAUGACUAUGGAAACGUACGAAACGACGAUGGGGACCUUGCCCAUGCAAAGGUCGGGACGAAUCGAAUGGGCCAUGUGCGUACCGGCCACAUGUACGAACAUGGACGUUGAAAUCAUGAUGAACGUCGCCGGGAAACGAAUUUUUCCAGGAUCCGACAUCAAGGCUAUCGUACACGCCAAGGAUUGUUACACGAACGCGAAACCCUCAGAAUUUUCUCUCAGAGACCGGCUCAUUUUAUCUAGCGUACUUGGUAUUGUAUUCACGGUGAUCGUUUGCACGAUUAACGAUCGACCCGACGGUACCAACAUCCAGAACGAAGAAAAACAACUUAGCACUAAGAUAUUGGAAGCGUUCUCCCUGAAGCGUUCGUGGAAAAAGCUCACCGACUUUUCGCCCAGUAAGUCAAGCAGGCAAAUAGAGUGUUUGGACGGGAUGCGAGGAAUUUCGUCAUUAUGGGUCGUUAUGGGUCAUCAGGCACUGCUGGCCGCCUCGAACCCUUACUCCGACAAAGUUACUUUUUUCAAUACCCAGAAAUACACGCUGCUAAUGCUUCUCUGGAACUUCUUCCUUCCCGUGGAUACGUUUCUCGUAAUCGGUGGUUUGGUGCGUUGUUACAAUUUGAUCCCGGGCUUGGAAAAGCGUACGGUGAAUCACUGGAAGAGUGCGAUUACCAGAUACCUCAGAUUGACGCCUACUCUCUUGGUCGUCAUCGGAUUCUACGUAUCGAUUAUGUACAGAAUUGGAAACGGGCCAUUCUGGAAUCGUCAGGUCGGCGAGAACAAAGUUGCCUGCGAAUGGAACUGGUGGAAGACCGUUUUAUACGUCAAUAACUACAUUUACAACGACAGCGAAGGUUACCACUUGUGUCUACUUCAGUCCUGGUACACCUCGGUGGACAUGCAGUUGUACCUUUUGGCGCCGCUUCUCGUGGUCCCACUUUGGCGAAACCCUAAAUUGGGAUCGAUUCUGUUAAUUAGCGUGGCCGGGAUCGCAACGGCCGGACAAUACGCUACGAUUGUCUUCAAGCGAUUACCGGGGCUUCCGAUAACCAUCCAUUCCGACGACACUGCCAUUCUCACAUACGUUAAGACUUUCUAUUUCGUUUCGCACACGAGGGCUAUGCCGUAUUUGAUAGGAAUCGCAACUGGAUACGUUAUGCACAACUACAAAAAUGUCAGCCUAUCAAAGACGCAGGUGACCGUCGGUUGGGCCUUGGCGGCUUUUGGAUUAUUUUGGCCUCUUUUCGGCUCGUUGGGAUAUCUGGCGGUCGACUAUCCUUUGGGAACCUGGAGGCACGCUUACUUCGGAGCAUUUCAUAAGUCAGUCUGGGCAGUGGCUAUAUCGUGGACAAUUUUCGCUUGCCAUCACGGAUACGGAGGAUACGUCAACAAAGUUCUUUCGAGCAGAGUCCUGAGGUUUUUGGCGCGAAUAUCGUAUUCCGUUUUCUUGCUUCACUUGGGUAUCCUUAUUUGUUUCGCUGGAUAUAUGAGAGGACCUAAGCACACAGACAUUCCGUCAAUAGCAAAAGAUAUGAUUGGUGAAGUGGCCUUCGUAAUGGGUCCCUCGAUUCUGCUGCAUCUCUUUAUCGAAGCGCCAUUUUCGGAAUUGGCUCAACUCGUUUUCACGAAGCAGAAAACGGAAGUGAAGAAAGCCGAGUAGCCUCGCAUAAUUUAAAAUGUUUGUUUCAUUAGUUUGUAAAAAGUGCAAAUAGGGUACAUAAUAUGAUAAGCAUCGAUGACUACCAAUGCGAUAUCACAGUGGUGGAAAAGAGACAAAUGAGUGAGUUUUUAUUGUAUAUAUGUUUUAUAUUGUAAGUAGAUAUUUAUUUCUGUGAAUGGCGUUGAAUGAUACGUGUUUUAAUAUUCACGCGACCUAAUAAAACGGAUAUAUUUGUAUUUAAUA
Messenger RNA from Athalia rosae (coleseed sawfly), 2711 nucleotides. Its product is annotated as nose resistant to fluoxetine protein 6-like. The record is from RefSeq and is a predicted model, not a curated record. Lineage: Eukaryota; Metazoa; Arthropoda; Insecta; Hymenoptera; Athaliidae. The transcript has 11 exons. Gene Ontology annotation, molecular function: acyltransferase activity, transferring groups other than amino-acyl groups. Bases 159 to 2468 code for a protein of 769 amino acids.